Pygocentrus nattereri (red-bellied piranha) is the source of this 2027-nucleotide messenger RNA. Its product is annotated as E3 ubiquitin/ISG15 ligase TRIM25-like. Gene Ontology annotation, molecular function: protein binding; zinc ion binding. NCBI's taxonomy places the organism in Eukaryota, Metazoa, Chordata, Actinopteri, Characiformes, Serrasalmidae. The record is from RefSeq and is a predicted model, not a curated record. The transcript is spliced from 9 exons. The coding region runs from base 13 to 1863 and encodes 616 amino acids.
GAAUGCAGGAAAAUGGCAGAUGCCAGUAUUUCAGUGGAUCAGGACCAGUUCAGCUGUCCAGUCUGUCUGGAUCUGCUGAAGGAUCCAGUGACUAUUCACUGUGGACACAGUUACUGUAUGGUGUGUAUUAAUAGACACUGGGAUGAAGAAGAUCCGAGAAGCAUCUACAGCUGCCCCCAGUGUAGAGAGACCUUCACUCCAAGGCCUGUUCUACGCAGGAACAACAUACUGGCUGAAGUGGUAGAGGAAGUGAAGAAGAAACUCCGAGCUGGUUCUUCUGGUCACCGUUAUGCUAGACCUGGAGAUGUGGAGUGUGAUUUCUGCACUGGUAGAAAACUCAAAGCCAUCAAAUCCUGUUUGGUGUGUCUAGCGUCUUACUGUGAGGCUCAUGUUCAGUCUCACUAUCAGUCUCCUGCGUUUAAGAAGCACCAGCUGGUCAAAGCCUCCACACGACUACAGGAGAAGAUCUGCUCUCAACAUGACAAACUGAUGGAGAUCUACUGCCGUACUGACCAAAGCUGCAUCUGUUAUUUGUGUACAAUGCAUGAACACAAAGGCCACGAUACAGUAGCAGCUGCAGCCGAGAGAACCGAGAAACAGCGUCAGCUGAAGGAGGCUCAGAGGAAAUCCCAGCAGAGACUCCAGCAGAAAGUGAAGGAGCUGCAGGAGCUGAAACAGGCUGUGGUCACUCUUAAGCGCUCUGCACAGACAGCAGUGGAGGACAGUGAGAGGAUCUUAACUGAACUGAUCCGCUCCUUUGAGAAGAAGCGCUCUGAAGUAACAAAGCUGAUCAGAACUCAGGAGAAGAACCAGCUGAGACAAACUGAAGAACUCCUGGAGAACCUGCAGCAGGAGAUUGAUGAUCUAAAGAGGAGAAACACUGAGCUGGAGCAGCUUUCUGUCACAGAGGAUCACAUCCAUUUCCUCCAGAGCUUCCAGUCUCUGAGAGUCUCUGCUGGAUGUGAGGGCUCCUCCAGCUUCACUGUCCAUCAACAUCCCUCAUUUGAUGGAGUGAGGAAAUCUCUCUCUGAUCUGAAAGACAGACUAGAGGAAUUGUGCAAGGAGGAGUUCAGGAAAAUCUCUCCACAUGCUGCAGCAGUUCAGACGAUCUCAUCCUCAGAGCCGAGAACCAGAGCAUACUUUCUACAGUCUGCAGCAGUUCAGACGAUCUCAUCCUCAGAGCCGAGAACCAGAGAAGACUUUCUACAGUCUGCAGCAGUUCAGACGAUCUCAUCCUCAGAGCCGAGAACCAGAGAAGACUUUCUACACUCUGCAGCAGUUCAGACGAUCUCAUCCUCAGAGCCGAGAACCAGAGAAGACUUUCUACAGUAUUUCUGUCCACUGACUCUGGAUCCCAACACUGUACAUCAUUACCUCAGUCUGUCUCAGAAGAACAGAGUGGUGCAGUGGAGAGGAGGAGAUCAGCGUUACUCUGACCAUCCAGAGAGAUUUGACUACUGGAAGCAGGUGUUGUGUAAGGAGAGUCUGAGUGGACGCUGUUACUGGGAGGUCGAGUGGAGUUACUUGGUGUUCAUAUCAGUGUCGUAUAAAGGGAUCAGCAGGAAAGGAGCGAGUAAUGAGAGCAGGUUUGGACGCAACAAUCAGUCCUGGAGUCUGAGGUGUUCUGACAGUCUCUCUUUCUGGCACAACAACAUUAAGACUGAGCUCUCAGCUCCAUCUUCCUCCAGAAUAGGAGUGUAUGUGGAUCACAGGGCAGGAACUCUGUCCUUCUACAGCGUCUCUGACACACUGACCCUCCUACACACAGUCCACACCACAUUCACUCAGCCGCUCUACGCUGGGUUUAGGGUUGGUUGUUUGCUCUGGUUUGCUGGUGGAACUGUGAGGUUGUGUGAUCUGUAAUGAGAGUCUGUUUUAUGUGAUGGACACUUUUCAGGUAGAUUCAUAAAUAAAUUAUAUUAAUGCCUUCAGACCAAAGCAAUCAAAUUAUACAUGUAUAGUUUUUUAUGGAUUUGACAAUAUUGCAUGUAAAAGCUAAUUAAACAGAAAACAUAGAGAAAGAGAGA